This is a messenger RNA of Penicillium alfredii, 1359 nucleotides long. RefSeq lists its product as uncharacterized. The coding region runs from base 1 to 1359 and encodes 452 amino acids. The transcript has a single exon. The record is from RefSeq and is a predicted model, not a curated record. Lineage: Eukaryota; Fungi; Ascomycota; Eurotiomycetes; Eurotiales; Aspergillaceae.
AUGCCGCGCCCUGCCCCAAAACGAACGCGCCCCUUGAAUAAACCUGCGAAUGCGACGGAGACUGCGCGCCAGAAUGAUCCUCCCAAGUCCCCUGGGCAGGGGUCAACACUGGAUCCUCGACAAGCUCUCCGAAAUCAGACCCCUAUGACCAAAAGUUAUGAACAAGCAAUCGAGUCGUCGCCCACUGGCGAGCGGCCAGGUACCGGUAGCCGACCGGGCACCGGCAGUCGUCCUCCGACGAGAUCGCGUGGCUACUCAUCUACUUUAUCCUUCGCCGGUCGCAAAGGCGACAUGGGCUCGCGCAUUCCCGGAACGCCUGGAUUUGAGAGUUCCGUCUUGAGCAAUUUUCGACGGCGGCCGCGACAGGAAAGUAUUCUGCAGAUGAUGCAGGCUGAAGAUGGCUCAUCCGAACUCGACGACGACGACUUUCUCGGUGGGCUCAGUCCGCAGGAUGAAUCUACGCCGCUGAAUCUUUCCCGAGGGAAAUCUCUUCUGAUCAAGCCGCAUGAACAAUCACCAUCAGAGCCCUCGUCACCCUCGGCACCCUCAUCCAGCGGAUCGCGCAAACGACGCAAACGCACCGAAGAAGUCCAGGUGCCCGAGUCGCCCUCAGGAGUGGUGCAGGACAGCCCAACCGCCACCCCGGUCGUGCGCGAUGAACAGCCGUCCCAUGUUUCGGAGGACACACCACGACCUUCACAUGCCCCGGAGAAUUUCAGCCAGACCAUGGCACUGCCGGCUAGCAGUCCGGUAUGGAGCCCUCAAAGCUCCGCGGGGGUCGGGCGUUCGCCUCAGAUCCCUGGCCGUCAGGUCCCCGGAAAGAACAAAUCGAGCGAAACAGCUCAUCUAACGACGGCAGCUCUGCAAAACAAGCUUCUGUCUCGACAUCAGCGUCAGCGCAAACAAUGCUCGGGUGGCGACGAAAGUGACAGUGAACCACAUGAUGCUGCAUCGGGCGACGACGAUGAGUUAAGCUACCUACCAACCAGGAAGCCCUCACGGCGGGGAGGGGCAAGCAAACCCAAGCCAUUAGCCAACGCGCGCGAUAAGUCCAAGCUCAACCAAGAAAAACAGAAGGCCAAAGCAAAAUCGAGGCCUUCGCAGCCCCCAGAGCCAAGACAACCGGCCACAUAUUCGCGUUCCCGAAGAGGAGUCGAUAAGGAAAACGAACAGCUCGCCUUGUCGUCAUCAUCGCCGUUGUCUUCGCCUCCAGAAUCAGACGCGGACGAUUCGGAUGUUGCCGAGACGAGAUCAACCCCGCGCUACACGAGCGCGGAGCUACGAGCUCAGGCCAAGAAGUUUGCGGAGGUCGACCGGUGGGAAAUGGAAUUUGAGGAUGUUUCUGUGUCGGAAAACUAA